CCGACAAGACACUCAUACACACACACACAAAAUACAAACAGUGCUGCCGGUGUCCAUUGGGACUAUUUAUUUAUCUCUUUUAUAAUAAACGGUUUGGUAAUGACGGAAAUAUUUUCAACUCUGUUCGGACAAAACGACGCACAGCCGCCCCCGGGGCAGACUGCUCUGGGGUUUGUUUCCGGGAAACCUCCUCCACCUACGCCGCCAAACCAAGCUCCUACUGGGGCUCAGAUUUCAGUACAGCUCGGGGAUGAAGGGCCUACGCUACGUAAACCCGGAGCUAUGAAUGAGCCAUUCUAUUUACUGCGAGAGCUGCCCGUUGGAAAUGACCUGACGGGAAACACGAACCUCAUCACGCAUUAUAAUCUCGAGCACGCUUAUAAUAAAUUCUGCGGCAAGAAAGUGAAGGAGAAGCUGAGUAACUUUUUACCAGAGUUACCAGGUAUGAUAGACUGUCCAGGGAUUCAGGAUGGAAGUUCUUUGCGUUCUCUCAUAGAGAAACCUCCAGUGUGUGGAAACUCUUUUAGCCCUAUAACCGGAGCUUCACUCACUGGAUUUAGACUACACACUGGCCCGCUUCCAGAGCAAUACAGACUUAUGCACAUACAGCCGCCAAAGAAAAAGAGCAAACACAAACACAGAAAUCAUCGACCUCAGGACCCAUUACCACCAGAGACCCCUUUAGAUUCUGACCCCAAGAAGAAGAAGAAAAAGAGGGAUGAUGACCCUGAUCGUAAGAAGAAAAAGAAAGACAAAAAGAAGAAAAAGAAUCGACACAGUCCUGAUCAUCCUGGUCUUACUGGCUCUCAACCUAACAGCAACAGCCUGAGAUAAAGUGCAUGUGGAUGUGCGUGUGUGUGCGCGUGUACAUAAGGAAGAAUAUUAAGCAGUGUUCAAGACUUUGAUAUGGACCAGCGUGUCUGAGAUUGAUGUUUACACAGACUGAUUGUUGAAGACUUCUAUUUUUCUGCUCAUGAAAUAAGCAAAUAAACUUCUUUUGUUAUUCUCUGUA
This is a messenger RNA of Paramisgurnus dabryanus, 1012 nucleotides long. It is a transcript of the gene med19a, whose product is annotated as mediator complex subunit 19a. Gene Ontology annotation, cellular component: mediator complex. Gene Ontology annotation, molecular function: transcription factor binding; transcription coregulator activity. The record is from RefSeq and is a predicted model, not a curated record. Lineage: Eukaryota; Metazoa; Chordata; Actinopteri; Cypriniformes; Cobitidae. Gene Ontology annotation, biological process: positive regulation of transcription by RNA polymerase II.